This is a messenger RNA of Cucurbita pepo subsp. pepo (vegetable marrow), 865 nucleotides long. Its product is annotated as methionine-S-oxide reductase. The record is from RefSeq and is a predicted model, not a curated record. NCBI's taxonomy places the organism in Eukaryota, Viridiplantae, Streptophyta, Magnoliopsida, Cucurbitales, Cucurbitaceae.
CGUUAUUUGCAGUCAAAAAAAAGUCCACGAUUUUGUAUGAGGAACCUUCGUUCAAUCUUCGUUUCAAACUUGGGGCAUACGAUGUAGUAAUCCUGUUAUCAAAUUUUUAAAUCCUGUUAUCAAAUUUUUAAAUCCUGUUACAUACAGCCCAAAAUCUCUGACGAAUCCUCUGAAUUUCUCGUCAACAAUGGCUUCCAUCUAUUGUUGUGCAGAAUGCGGAGCAAAUCUGAAUCUGAAUUCCAGUCAUCUCUUCCCGCCGGAUUUCUAUUUCGAGGCCGGAAACAAGGGCACGCUUUCGUUUUCCUUGAUCGACUCCACCAAGUUCAGGCUCGAGAAAGAGGACAAGCUCCGGCCAUUCUUUGAGACCGUCAACUAUUGGGGAAUCCAGCGGAAACGCACCAAGAUCAAGUGCAACUCAUGUGCGCGUCUCGUCGGCUAUGUUUACGACGAUGGGCCUCCUCUCACCGAGAGUCCUGGGGAGGAGAGGCAAGAUAAUUGACCCUUGUCGAGAAUGUACACAACCCUCUUAAGUUCCUGUUUCCGGAUCGAAUGGCCACUGCUACCAUAUCUGCUAAUGUACAAUAUUAGCAAUUCGAUUGCUUACCUGAGCUAGAGAGGCCAAAGGGCACAAAUGGGAACAACUAAACUUUUCAAAGCAAUCAUAUCCAACAGUAUUGAACCCCAGCUGAUCUAAAUACAUCGGCAAUCCACUUCAGAAAUUCAAUUCUUGACUGGAGAAAUAUAAUCAUUCGUACAACAAGGCAAACCAGAAAAAGACAGACAAACUCCCAUUCAGAAGAAUAAUUGAAUUAGAAUAGUUCAUUUUAUGUCAAAUUCUUUGAUCCGAUCUUUAUUUCUCAUUUAA